UAAACAGCAUUGCUUAUGAAACCAAAUGUAGGAGUCCCAGGUAGAAAUUGAACCCCUCUCCUAAUAACUACAGCUGUACCCCCGUGCUGUGAAUGUCUCCUUGCCUGUACACAUUGUCAAAGUUGUUUGGAACAAAGUGUUUUCUCUUGCCAAGGGUACUUUUUUGGUUUGUGUGUGUGUGAGUGUUUUACACAACCUGUUUUUUUUCUACCUGUGCAGGGUAAGUUUAUAGAUUGUAGCUCUGUCUCUACAACUAUAAAACCUAAGUGUUGGGAAGAUCUGCCUUACACAUCAGUUCCUCUUAGAUGUUCUUCAGAAGCAGCUGGUACGGUAAAGCUUUGAAGAGCAGCUACGUUUGUCCCCUUAUGCCCUGAAUGGAUACCGGCUGGUGAUUCCACUGUGUCAGAAACUCGUCCAUAACAGUCUGAUUUUGCAACGGGAAGGCAAGCAAUAAAAGUGUGUACAGCUGGUGCCUUUUGCUGACCAAGUCACUUGUAUAUUGUGAUAUAUACAACGUCGCUUAUCUCAGUUAUCUUUCUUUACCUCUCAGUACUCAUGAGCUCUUGCUCUUUGAACAUUUAUUCUGCUGGCUCUACUCCAUGAAAGGUCAGUACCUGCUGGUGCCCAUGCUUUAACUUUUGUGCAACAUUGAGCAACAUUUAGAUUUUAACGUUUGUGCGCAGAACUGUAGCACAGGAUUUUAAACCCCACUAAAGUGAUAUCGUAUCCUGCUCCAAGUUAGGUCUUGUUUGAGGCCUGAAGAAGCUACGCUGUAGCUGAGCUGCCACCCAUUGUGCUGGAGAGAGGAACAAGGGCAAGCAGAAGGCAUGGAGUGAGGGAUGACAAUAAAAUCAAGAAACAAGAUGCACCAGCUCUUUGUGAUCUUCACUGUUGUAAGGAUGGGCCAAUAAGAAAUGGCCUUAUUGGGCAGAAGCCGCCCUCUAUCAACCCUGAGAGACUGAAAGAUUUUGGUGAGGAGGAUUACCUGAACGGGGAUGUGAAGACCUGGGAAAUGAAGAUAGUGAGCCGUAAUGAGGAGUUACUCAGGGAUGCCCUUUCCCGCAUCCCUCAGUCAAGCAGUAGGACCAGCCUGUCAAGCAGUAACAAGCUGAUUCGAUUUGAAGAUAUUAGUGCAGCAGCUUUCAAAAUCCAGUGCGGUGUUCAGAAAACCCCCUGCAUGUAUUCUAGGCUAUCCAAGCAGUAUGGAAUGGACAUCUACCUAAAGAAAGAGUUCCUCCAGUACACAGGAUCUGUGAAGGAACGAGGUGUACUUUAUCUUCUGACAUCGUUGCCUCAGGAUCAGCAAAGAAAGGGGGUGAUCGUGGCUUCGGACAGUAACUUUUCCAUGGCUGUUGCUUACCACGCCUCAGAGCUCCGUAUUCCAGUGUUUGUCAUCAUGUCAACCAGCACAUCCCCGGCCAGAGUGAAAACGUGCCGUGAGUACGGUGCCAUGGUUAUAUCCUAUGGCACUACAGCUAAGGAUUCCCAGACGCACGCAAGAAGGUUGGCACAGGAGAAUGGUUACCUCUACCUUGAAGAAGAGGACAGUGCUGUCUACCUGUCGGGCCUGGGAACCGUGGGGCUGGAGCUCUACGAGCAGGUGCCAAAGCUGGACGCAGUGAUUUUCCCUGCAGGAGGCCACUGUGGCUUGCUGGCAGGGUCGGCUGCUGCACUCAAACACCUCAACCCACACAUUUCUGUAAUUGGAGUUGAAUCUGAAAGUUUCCCUGUAUUGCAACAAUCCUUAAAGGCUGGCCACCCAAUUGAAGACCAGGCUUGCAGCAAUCAUCACUUCUACGGAGAUGUGAGCGGGCUUUGCUUUGGCAGCAAUUCUUUGCAGCUGACUGGGAAACUUGUGGAUAAAGUUGUUGCUGUGAGGGAGGAGGACAUCCUUGUUUCAAUGCUGAGAUUGCUGGAGUAUGAGCGAGCCACGGUUGAUGCAGAAGGGGCCAUUGGACUUGCAGCAUUGGUUGCAGGGAAGCUGCCCGAGCUGAAGGGUAAAAGAGUGGCCAUUGUUAUAUGCAGUGGAAACUUGGAGCUACGUUUGCUGCAACAGUGCAUAGCUCGUGCCCUGACCCUCGAUAACAGAGUGUGCAGAUUUUCCCUUGUGCUCUCUGACAGCCCAGGAGACAUUUCAAAGCUACUGGAGAUUUUGGCUCGGGAAGAAGCAAGAGUUUUGGAUAUCAAACAAGAACGCACAUUUGUGACAUCUGAGCUCUUCACUGUUGAGGUCACCUGCACCGUGGAGACCAGAGACAAGAUCCACACAGCCCAGCUGAGGAAUGCGCUCCUGGAACGCUACCCCACAGCCGCCUGGACGGAGCGGUGAUGGGCACAGCAUGAGGGAAAGGGCCGAGGUCCUCUGACAAGUAUUUUACAGAGCCCUAAUCUUGAGGCAUUCAGAACAAAUAUUAUCUUUCGAAGCUGAACAGUUAGCGAAUAGUUUCAGGAUGUUUAUUUCCUGCACAGAAUAUAGUGAAUGUCCUUGGGAAUAAAGUUAAACUCAAGACUUUAGCUUAGCUAAGGGAAACUUCUAGUCUCUGCUGGUGUUGGAAUUCAAUAACUCAUUAUCAGCUGCCUGUCUGGAUUUUGGCUAGUAUGUAGGAUCCAAUGGCGUUCAAUAAAUAAACAGGGAGAAGGCAUUUUUCUCUACAUCUGAAUAUAGAACUCUCAAAGGUCUUUUGAUUUUGAUGCCUCUAGUUCAAGUAGUGCAGCUCCUUCUGCUGGACUUUGCCAUACUACUAGUAUAGUGAUUUUCCAUUUCCAAGCUAGAAGCAGUUUGCUGAAUCUGCUGCAGGAGCUAUAUACAUGUGUGUGGGUGUGGGUCUGAACACACUUCUGCUCUGAUCCUUGCUAUCAUGUGAGGAAAAAUUAUGCUAAUAAAAUAUGAUUUAAACACAACAACAAAAAAAACCCCUUGGAACAUAAAAGCCAAUACUGUAUUCUUUUCUUUUCUUUUUUUUUUCCAAGGGAACAUGAUCCUUUUUAUAAAGUAAGGUUCCAAAAGACCGUGCAGCAAUAAAAAAAAUUUAAAAAAGGAUUCUGAAUAUAAUUAGACCUCAUGCAGAACACAAAUGGAAUUCUUCCCUCUACUUUUGAGGACUUGGUAUAAAAAGUAGCAUAUAAAAUGGCUUGUGUUCCUUUAUAAAAAGGGGUCUCUCCACCCCUGUGAAUUUUGUAAUUAGCAUUCCAGUGAUCAUCUUAGUCUUCCUAAACCAGACUCUAUCCAUCUCACCGGACAGAUUAAGUACACGGUUAAGAGUGAAAUAUAUUUAAAGACCACAUGUUAAUAGCCCAAGGCAGUGCUGGGAGAAGAGGAAGCCUAAGUCUCAGGCACAUGGCUAAUGCAAUUAACAAAGAACACAUUGACCUAAAUACCAUUUUCAUCACUACAGGCAGAGACCAGCUUAUAAGGUAACAGAGUGGGAUGGCAAGAAAUGUAAGAGAAAUUCAGGCCCGCUUCUGAGGGUGCGUACAACAGUCACCUCUCCGCUUGUGCAAAAUUCAAUUUAAGGCCAGCUAUUCCACUUGCUUAAAUUUAACAACAAUUGACCCAAAUUUGGGGUGUAGGUACUUUAAUGAGAGGUCUUAAUCCUGCCUCUAGCAUAUCAAGUUGAUAAUUAAGUAUAUGAAAUAAAUAUUAUGUAUUUAGCAGUGCCGUAGCAAAGCUGAGCUGAAAAUCCAGCAAGGUCAGAGCGAGCGUCUCCACAGGCCGCGUGGGAUCAAAUCAUUCCAGUUCCCACGUGCAGAGCUGUGGGUGAGCUCUUGCUAGGUGUCCAUGAAAACCAACUUUUACUAUAGCUUUUUUGGGGAGAAAGUUGCCCAUAGCGAUGCUCCUUUGUUUUCUUAUUACAAUUUAUAAUUUGAGCUUCAUCUUUAGUCCUCCCCUGCAGUUAAGAAUGGGCUUGCUGGUACGUCUCCUUUGCUGGUGCUGCAGUGGGAAACUUUUGUGUCUCAAGCACAAUGAAGAAGUCCCAUGUGGAAGAGGAGAUGCCCUGGGGGAGGUGAAAGCUUUCUCUGCCCUCUCUUAAUUCUAGUCCAGGUGUAGGCUGGGAAGGGCAUCAUCCAGAGAGUUAGAGCAACCUAAACAGAGGGUCCCUACGGACUAAAAAGAAGGAACUGCAUAUCCAGUCUUACGCAGAUCUCAUCUGUAUUGUGUCUGCUACAUAUGGAUAUCCAGCUACAUCUAUAACUCAACUUGUGCCUGCAAGGUGGGAUGAAGAGGGCAGCAUUCUGGCUGUCUCUGCAGUAUUUUUUUCUGGGAAAUAGUUUGUUCGUUCCUUCUUAUUGUGGCUCGUGAAGGAACAGGAGUAGAAAAGGGACCUUCACAAAUGGACAAAUAAUAGAAGUUCACUGAUUUGGUCUGUUUUUUGAAGGACCACAUUGGUCUGCAUAUGGAACUAAAAGUUAUUGAUGCUCCAAUGGUUAGUUUCUUUCCCUUCUUGCCAUCCAGAAUGAUGGGUAUAGGGCUUGGACUCCAGAACGUGUCCUGUAAAUCACAGCCUGCCAAACACAGCUCCUUUCUUCACGGUCAGAAACGUUUAAGAAAUGUGUAUAGAAAUAUGUGAUGACAGACUAUAUACUGUGUACGUGCUACUUCCAUUGGAAGAAGCAAUGAAUCACAUCAUCAAAGAGCAGAUCUGGUGAUGUAAAACCACUAUAAAUAAGGGUUUAAUUAUCCUCUCAUCUCUUUUGGCAAAAUCUACGUGAGAAGAAAAUGGGAUUUUAUAACCAAUAUUCUCGAUAAUGGCCAACAGCUUCUACUGUCUGAGUCCUUGGUUUAUCAUCCUGCAUUAUCCUGAACUUUAUUUUUUUAGAUGCUCAGAGCAUCUAACUUCUAAUCAGUGGAAACGGCAUUUAGCAAGUCUUCACAAAACUGGGGCAAGAGAGGUAGCGGAUAGAGCAACCAAAAAUCAAUGCGCUCAAAAUCACUGUAUGAUUCUGAAAAUGUGUUUUGGGGGAGGGGGAGAAGGAAAAAAUAAUAAUAAUAAAAUGAUGUCUAGAAGUUACUUAAAUUGUCAACCAUGAUACAUGCAGUUUGGUUUUAUUUUUAUUGUAUUAAGUAUAACAUAAAUUGUAAAUCACUCUUCAGUGGUAAACACUUUACAUGUUCACAUGAUACCAGAGUUGAUUUCCAUGCUAUAUUGCUUUUAUAUGAGUCCAUUGGCUUUAAAGCCAAGCAGAAAUACUUCCAAGGGAAAAAAACCCUCCAAAAUUAAACAUUUAAAUGAAUGCAUGCAAUGGGAAAGAAUACUGAAAUAUCUGUGCUGCUAACCAUUUUGCAUUAUGAGCUAUAAUAGGAUUAUGGCAUUUCAAAGAUCUAAUAAUGUGUUUUUAAAUGUUUCAUUUAAAGAAGUAUUUUUACACAGUGUUCUUAUAUACCUUGAAAAAAAUAACUUUCAUGAUUAUGUACAAAUUUCACAAAUUGUUAAAUCAGCAAAAUGUAAAUCUAAGCAUUGUAUUUAUUUGAAAAAUAAUUAAAAUUAUGCUAUGCCACCUCUGCAAUGAAA
Messenger RNA from Grus americana (Whooping crane), 5510 nucleotides. RefSeq names its product putative threonine dehydratase. Gene Ontology annotation, biological process: L-threonine catabolic process; L-serine catabolic process. Gene Ontology annotation, molecular function: L-serine ammonia-lyase activity; threonine deaminase activity. Bases 1013 to 2329 code for a protein of 438 amino acids. NCBI's taxonomy places the organism in Eukaryota, Metazoa, Chordata, Aves, Gruiformes, Gruidae. The record is from RefSeq and is a predicted model, not a curated record. The transcript has 12 exons.